AUGUCAACACCGACGGGCGAUAGAAGCAAGGGUGGCAUCAUCUCGUGGUGUCUCCUAACCGUGCACGUCGACCAGGCAAGGCUUGUCGCUGGCUACGGCACCGAGUCCAUCGACGAUGGCACCACGUCGGUCGGCUUCUUCAAGGUUCCAAACGCGUGGGGCGCCAACUGGGGCGAGCACGGCCACCUUCGACUCCAAGGCGGGCUCAACCGCGAGGCCGGCACGCGCAAACUCGCCAGGCGUCGAUGCAACGCCAACAACGAUCCCGCGCACUCCAAAGCUGACGACCCGCCGCGUGCGUGCCGAUCGACCACGAUCGACGUCGAGAACGCGGCAACUUGA
This is a messenger RNA of Saprolegnia parasitica CBS 223.65, 342 nucleotides long. RefSeq lists its product as hypothetical. The record is from RefSeq and is a predicted model, not a curated record. The transcript is spliced from 3 exons. NCBI's taxonomy places the organism in Eukaryota, Oomycota, Saprolegniomycetes, Saprolegniales, Saprolegniaceae. Gene Ontology annotation, molecular function: cysteine-type peptidase activity. The coding region runs from base 1 to 342 and encodes 113 amino acids. Gene Ontology annotation, biological process: proteolysis.